This is a messenger RNA of Homalodisca vitripennis (glassy-winged sharpshooter), 6678 nucleotides long. RefSeq lists its product as uncharacterized. The transcript is spliced from 16 exons. The record is from RefSeq and is a predicted model, not a curated record. The coding region runs from base 1 to 6507 and encodes 2168 amino acids. NCBI's taxonomy places the organism in Eukaryota, Metazoa, Arthropoda, Insecta, Hemiptera, Cicadellidae.
AUGAAGUCCACGACGCAGUACCGCCUGGCCGGCACGCAGGAGUUCGAGACUCGAGGAUCAGGAGGGGUCAAGGCGAAAGUAUCGAAGUGGACAAAAGUGAAGGAAGCUUUCCGGUGGGAGAAGGCUUCCAAUGGGGUUCUUCCCGAGGCAAAGUCUCAGGACAGUGGGUUGGGUGUCGGGGACGAUGUGCGUUACCUUAGGGUUCCUCAGAUGCUGAGUGACAACUCUUCUUUCAGCGUCAGUCCUGCUGACUCCGUGCUGAGCGGGCAAUCACUGUCUCAGCCUAGCGGCAAGGACUGUCUCGGAAUGCCGCAGAUUUCGUCGUCAGCAUCCACUUCAGACGAAGACCUCGAGGACUCCAACUUUGCAGUUGACGCAGGAAUGUCGACCACUUCAUACAGAAGAGGAUGUGAAGAUACAAGAAGAAGUAAAUCCUUGGAUGGAGAAACCCACCUGAUUUCGUGUGACCUUUUGGAAAGCCAUGAACUUGGGAAGGAUCAAAAACCCACACAUGCAUCUCACAAAGCUCUCAAGACCCCAUGGGGUAAAAUGAAGGACAUAAUCCAGACUCGAACAGGAAGUAUCAAGAAGAAGAAGGGAGACAGUGAUGUUGAAGAGGAUUCCAAGAGUGGUAUCUUGUCAGAGGAUGUCAACUUAGAUGAUAAUCAGUAUGAAACAGAGCCAUCUACCAUUGGUCAAACGGCUGAGUGUGAUGAGUGUGAAGUGGGUGGGAAAGCAUACGACAAGAGUCUGAAGCGCAGACUAGCUCCGAUGCUGACGAUAACGCUACCGUCAACGGAGGAACUUCAUCCAGGGGCUGAGAUUGAGGCCCCUGCUGCACCCUCCAAGGUAGCUGCCAAGCCUCCGCCCAGUCCCCAGACCGACGAGAGACAUUCGAGAACUGCUGUUCGACCAAAGACCCAUGAGGAACCUGUAGUUAGAGACAGUGGCCACCACCAUGGUCCAAGAAAGAUCUCAGGAGGAAGUACAGGAACAUCACCUCCUACCCCUCGCAGGCUGUCCAAGUGGUCCAAGGUGAAAAAUGCAUUCCUAACCUCAGGUUCAGCCAGUGAGGAUUGUCUCCACAGGGGCAGCAGCUCAGUUCCUUCCAGCCCAGUCAAGUCAGGGACAUUUGCUUAUGACAUGGAAUCUGAUGAAUUGAGCAGCGGGGAGUUUAUGGAUGACAGUACCCGGGAUGAUGAUGUAUUCCCAGAAUCUGUUGAGGAAGUUGUGGAUUUGACAAAACAUGAUAACAUCCAUGCAGAGAUUCAAAGGAAUUAUGAAGAACUGCAGUUGAAACUGAGUCAAGAGUUUCAUAAAAAGCUUUGUGAGUGGGAGAGAAAGAAGAGCUCUGGCAGUCCAGGAACUCCACCCAGCAGUUCAAGAGUGGCUGGAAGUGGGUUCUCUAGUGGAACGUCCAGUAUUGGUGAUGAUUCUCCUCAUGACAAAGGGUUUCGCAAGAAGAUGGAGGAAUGGGAGAAGAUGAAAGGUCCAGGCAGUAGCGGAACUAAGCACAGAGAGUCAGUCACUUUACAGCAGUUGGGAGAAGAGAAUCUCAGUGCAGACUUCAAAAAGAAACUGGAGGAGUGGGAGAAGAUAAAGUCAGUUCCAGUGCCUCAAACCCCUGACAUUGUUAAUGUUUCUCAACCCCAUUUCAAAAAGAAAAUAACAGAAUGGCAGUUGUGGAGGCCUGGAGUGACAACUUCAAAGAGUGAUGCAGGCAUAGCAGGCAUUGCUAGUCCUCCAAUUGAACUGCCUGAAGAUUUCUACCGGAAACUACAGGAAUGGGAACGUUUAAAGCAUGGGUCCACAUCGUCUGCACACCAGGACACUGAGAGUUCUGGGAACAAAACGCCAAGUCCUGGGACCUCACGGCGGGAUGGAUCUGAACAUAAAGUUGUUAAAAUACUUCACAGUCCGACAAGCAAAAAAGAAAAAGGGUCAAAUGAUUUUGGAUUCCAAAUAAAAAUUCAGAAAUCGAAAAGCCACCACGAAGUCAAGGAGCUGGCUUGGUUGGAGAAAGAACUUCACAAAAUUGAACGAGAGAAACAAAGACUGGAAAGGGAGAGAGAUAAAUAUUUGGAGAGAGAAGCAAGACUGGAAAAACUACGGAAAGCAAUUGGGUCAAAUGUAAAAAAACAAGAAGUACUGAUUCCAACAUCAACUGGACUCUUCCGGUUCGAGGGUAUCUCGCAGAAGUUCACUCGCAAACUGUAUGAAUGGGAGAAAGCGAAGGGUAUAGGACCUGAGGCUUCGACAUUUGCACUUUUAGAUCCUGGUUAUCAGCCACCUGACUGUCACAGAACAGAAGGUGUGAGCAAUGGAUCACUGCUGACAAGAUCCAAAUCAAUGGGGAGUGUGGUGGACAUCGUGGCAUUAGCUGGCAACCAGAACACUCUGACUCAUCAACCAUCUAGCCUGUCUCUCAACCAUAUGGAGCAGUUGGAGAGCAACCAGCUCAACUGUGCUCUGGCAGGAUCUGAAGAGUUGUGUGGACAGAGCUAUGAUGAGGAGCCGCAGGCUGUAAUUGUAGAUGUAGAGGAUGUGAUAGUGGAGACAGCUUCACCUUUGGAGCAUACACCCGCAGUGGAGUGUCAGACCCCUGUGUACUGUUAUGCCCCCACUGAGGUCACCCGGCUGAUAGACUCCAGUGGCAGUGACAGUGACAAAGAUGUGAGGAGGUUGGGGGUCCAGGCUCAAUCCAGCAUCGAACUGCUGCAAGAGAACAUCUCAUUGCUUGACAAGCUGCAGCGGAAAGAGGAUAUUUGUAGGGAUCUAGAAAACAAAAUUGAAGACGUUGAAGAUAAACUUACCACAACAGAAAGAAUUCACAGGGAACAUCUGGGCACUCUAGUGGAGGAUGACAAUCACUUCAGUAAACACUUGGAGAAAGAGCAAAGUUUGGAUCAAAUCAAAGAAAAGUUACUAGAACUGGAAUCACAACAGGAGCGUCUGCUUGAAGAAGGAGCUACCUUACAACAUUCCUUCGUAGAGCACAGUGAACAACAGGCUCUGAUUGCUCAAGACUUGGUGGGCAAAGUGAAACAGCUCCAAGACAACAUAACAACAACGACAACUGAGCACGACAACCCUGAACAAAUAAAGGACAACAGUGAAGAGUCCAGCUCACUAGCUCAAGUCCAAGAGCUGACUUCACAGCUACUGAAUCUGGCUGAGAAGCUGGAACUUGCUGUUGGAGAACGAAAUCAAGAAAUAUCUCUUCUUCGGAAAGCAUUAGGCAGCAGAACUCGAGCUCCUGGUUUACAGAAACUACGGAUGAACCAACAUUGGUUUUCUUCGGACUCAGUAUCUUCUAUUGGGGAUACUGAGAAGUUUGUAAGCCAAGGUUCAGAAGACUUGAGUCAACUGCCAGUUCUGCUCACCAACAAACUACACGAACUGAAAACGUGUCUUGGAUCGUUGACCCCAGUCUCAGAUGUGAAGAGUCAACCCGAGUUGCCGGUCAAACAAACCUUAAAUAUUAUCUAUCCUGAAAGCCCAGAAGUAGAGACUACUUUUGUAUUUAAUAUUGCAAAAAAAAGAAAGAGUGAAAAUAUAGUUGCUGAACAGAGUGAUCUGACGGCUCUUGAAAACCAAAGAGAAGGAGACAGUAGUAACAUAACCACAAACCCUUCAAUAGUGCAGACAGAAGUUAUGCAAUACACUCCGGAAUCAUUACCAACCUCAAAAUACCAGACAUAUUUGCAGCAAAGUGCCAACAAAAUCAUUUCUGAUAAUGGAAGUGUAGAAAAAGAAAGCAGGAAAAAGAAAAUGGAAUCUAUAGAAAGUGUGGUUGAGCUAACAUAUCCUCUCAAAACGUAUUUCAAUGAGGAUUGUAAUGAAAAACGAGUAACCAGAGUUGCUGGUCACAUUUCAACUGAUUCAGAUGACACAGAAUAUGAAAACUGUAUUUUUAAAAGAGGUAAACCUAAAGAACCACCAGAGGGAUCUGAAUCAGAAAACAUUAAGGAAUUUACAACAAAAAAAUGUAAACGAAGCAGACGUAAUUCUGGACUAUUAGAACGAAGACGAAGCAGAACUAAUAGUAAAGAUGAAAAUACUGAUGAAGAAAGUGGAAAUCCUAGUAUAUUUGAUGCUUGUACAAGUAGAAAAUCCUUUAAACUUGACACUAGAUACAAGAAAUCCUCCAAAUAUAAACUUUUAAAUAAAGAUUGUGAUGAUAGUGAUAAGAAAGAUAAGACUGAGACAAAAGAAGGAGAUACUAGUUUGAAUAAUUCAUGCAUGGAUUGUGUUGAGACAACUGCAGGAAGUAUAAAAUCCCUAAACAGUCCUAAAUGUGUAUCAAGAAGAAUUAAGAAAGGGUCUAAAACUUCGAAAGACAAUAAAUGUUUAGGAGAAAACAAGUGUCUCUCGUACAACUAUUGUUGUAAGACAGAAAAUGAAGAGACACCUCCAUGCCAAACAUCGAAUGUUAAUGUGUUUGUACCAACAACAAGAAAAAUAUUUUCACCUGUACAUAAAGACAGUAAAGGUGAGACCUCUACUGUAAUCAGUUAUGUUGUGGAAGAGUCGGUUCCGACAAGUAGUGUUCAGACUGAACCAGAUGUUCAUAUGGGUGUUAAAAAAAACUCCAAUCAGGAAAUAACUAACAGUAAUAUUUACGUUGUGGGCAAUAAUAGUGGUAGUGUAGUAGACAUUGCACAUACGCAAGAAGAUAAUAAAAUAUCUGAUUGUGAGACCAGUGAUAAAAAAGAAGUAACAAAACAAACAUAUGAUUUUAUUAUGCCUCCAUGUUGGAUAAUAAAACAGGCUAGAGCCCAGUCUGCAUCCCCAGCUUUGCAGAGAAGAACUAUUCAAAAGCCAUGGUGUAAAGACAAAGACGAUUUGGGAAAAUCUCUUGACAUGAAACAUGAGGAAAUCAAAGUAAGUGAAACAAAAACUGAAGACCCAUACAAUUCAGAAUGCACCAAUUACAUUGAAGAUAAUAAAAAAGAAGCAGAUACAAUUAAUACAGUUCAUCAAAACAAUAGUGUAACAGAUGUAAACCCUCAGAAAGAUAAUCUCUUCAAAGAAAAUUGUAGAAAGAAUAGUUCAUCAAGUGAAUCAGUAGAAAAUAACAGACCAUUAAGAAAAGAAGGGAGCUCAAUCCCUUCCAGCUUAAAACUUCGUUCAGAGGCUGGGUUUCCACCAAUAUCACCUUUAACAGUACGAAGGGAGAUGAAAGUAAUGAAAGAGACUGCUCCAAGCAUACGGCUAAUGAUUGCAAAAUACAACCAAAAGGUACAUGAAAGUCAAGAACUAACUGGUACGAAAUCUCCAGAAAGUGGUGGCCAGUCGCCUAUAGCUUGGAGAUCUCCAGCUACUGAAAGAAGAAUAAAAGCACAAAUGGAAAAGUACCAAGAUGAGGUUCGCAGAGCCUUGCAAAAUAGUUCUAAAAAGGACUUUUAUCCGCAUGCUAGGUUAGGGCAAGUACAAAAGUCUGCCAGUGCUGGUUAUAUUAGACCAUUUGAUAGAGGAUGUUUGAAUGAUGGUGUUAAUGUAAGAUCAGAAGACAACUGUUCAUCUCAAUUAUCUCAACACCAUGGUAUUUUAAAAUCCUCAAGUGCUGGUGCGAUUAAGUCAUUUUCCCCUCUACCUUCAAAACGUAACAACAUUAUUGAUUCAGAUUUAAAUUUACAGAAAGAUACCCCUGUAUCAUCAACACUAAUCAGUGAAACGGAAUCAAGUAGAGAAGUAAAAAUGAAGGAUUCUACACUUCAGCCUACACAGACAACAGUUGAAACUCCAUCAAAUUCUAAGUUUUUGAGGAAAAUUCCCAAAAUUGACAAAAUAAAGAUAUCUCACAUUCCUCCUAUACCAACCGUAAUAAGUGAUGAGAAUAGUUGCAUGGAGAUACUUGAGUUAGAACACAGUCCUCAGUCGAUGAGAGUUCGAGCAUUGAAGUUAAAAAAAGCAAAAGAAGAGUUUUUAUCAAGGGGGUGUGUUGGUAGUAUUGACAGUCCCCAAAAUAGUCCCAGUACUCCGAACACUCCCAUACAGAAUGACCGAUUAUCUUGGUCCGAUUCUAAGGCUCGCUUAAGUCAGAUCAGCUGUGGAAGUGAAUCAAGUUAUGAGAAUGUACCUAUGAUAGUUGUCAGCGGCAAAGAACCUUCACGUGAUCAUGAUGGAUCGUUACUAGUGAAAAGCGCAAGUGCUGGAAUGAUUAAUAUUGAUUCAGCAACUUGUUCGAGGGUAUUUUGUAGCACAUCCAGUCCCCAAGAGACCUCUGACCAUGGGGCCAUUCCUAAGUCCAAAUCAGGAAUACUGUCCAGGUUCAGGAAAGCCAGAUUGAAAAGGAAUAAAGAGAAAGACACGUCAAAACUUGAUACAGUGUCAACAUUGUGUAGGCAAAGUUUAGUUGUAGAUAUCCAUAAGAGAACCCAAAAUGGAGAACCUUUACCAUCUUCCAGUAAAAGUUGUCCAUCAUCUCCAGUCCUCCACAAAAAAGAUCAAACCCCUGCAGGAAGCUGGAUUCGAAACCCAAGAAGAAUAUUUAAGCCAAAAUAAAACUGAUAAAACUCUAUCAGUAAUUAUCAAUUUGCCUAAAACAUUUCUUUCUCUUCUAAUAAGUGAGGUAGUGUUAAUGAUAAUUGUUUUAUACAGGGAAUACACGUAUAAGUCUUUAAUAUUUUGUAAUGUAAUUUUAGAUAAUAAAGUAAUUUAUUCCGAAUGAAAAAA